UGGACAACUAUUAUGUAACUUUUAAUUAAUUUCUGCUCUUUGAAGCUUAUUUAUACAUCGGCCUGUAUAAAUAGCACAAAAGCAACCGCUGGCUAUUUGUCUCUUUUGUUUAUAUGGCUCUAUUUUUUUUUAGUUUUGCAACACAGUGUUUGAUGUGACGGUGACUGCCAUCACUUGCCUCAGGAGAUAUUGCUCUUUUUGACGCCUGCUCCUUUCCAAUGUGCUCUCAAAUCAAUUUUUUAUUCUUUUCUUUCUAUCUGGACAAACGUGGUUCAAAUAAAAGCACUUUUCUUCCCGUCCGCAGUUUGAAUAUUCAAUAACUAGACUGUGGUUUGCGGCACAUUAUAAUUUGUUUUUCUUUCGUCAUUACGAAUUUUGAUUGAAUUUAUUGCGACAAAUAUAUAAAAAUGUGGCGAAUAUAGAGAAAUGUGAAAUCUUUUGAUGCGGGUGCGUCUGGGCCGGCCAUCUAUUAUUGCUGUCUGGAAUGGGUAGGGUCUACUAAUCAUUGUCUCUGAAUGAGUUAGUAAAAAAUCAAUUAUGUCUACAGGCGAAUAAAAACACCCACCAACCAACACUACCCGUCAUUGCCAUACAUGUUGACUUUGCAUAUUCGAUUUUACUCAUUCUGUCCUGCCAAUAUCGAAAUCUGGUGAAUUUUUUUAUUCCAUUUUGUGCUAAAAUAAUUCAGUGCUAAACAGUCAUGAUCGAGGAUGUAUAAUGGCAUCGUAUCUAUAAUUAAAAUCCCUAUUACGCACCCAUUAUUCACUGAUCCCACCCACACUACCUUCUACUGGAGUAACUCGUUUUAUGAUGCCAUGUGCCGUGGGGAUGAAGCGACAACAAAGGGAAUUGAAAUAGCCACCCGUCCCCAUCUAAACGCUGUUAUUUCAUCUAAUAUGGCUCUGCAAUCUAUGCAAGAAGAAACAAGAAUUGCUGGCAAAGAGUGGAAAAUGGAUGCGAAACCCGUCUCUGCCUGACUUAGAUCCUUUAUUCCCGCAGCCAAACAAAGAAUCUGAUCAGAAUCCGGCAGCAUCCUUGACAAAUCCCGGAAGAACUCAAGACCUGUCGUCGAAUCCCAACAUGCCUCAAUCAUCGAACAUGAUGACCCAGUCUAACCAAAAUUACAACUUUCAAGGGCCACCUGGAGGCAACUCAGUUACGAUGCCGAAUCAUAUAAAUGCGAGCAGCAAUCAGAAUACCAAUAACAGUAUGGGCAUGACAAAUAAUAUGAGUAACGUAAGCGGAAACUCAAACCUGCAAAUGACUGGAUCAAAUUUCUCGUCUGGGCAACAAAAUAACCAAGGCCAGUUUCCUGUGUCUUCUAUGAAUCAGCAAAAUUCCGUCAGCAAAAAUAACCAGGCUUCGUCGCCGUUUUAUCUGGGAUCAUCGUCAACCAGUAGCAUCUCCUCAAAUCAACCUGUCAGUCAGAAUCAACAGAAUCAGAAGUCUCAGGGUGAUUUGAGCCGACAGAAUAGCGUGACGAUGCCUGUUAACAUGCAAAACUCCUCGAAUCAGAAUAACCAGUUUAGCAGCCAAAACAACCAAAACUACUAUAAUAGCAGUGACCCAAGUUACAAUUAUCAAAAUCAAGGGCAGUAUAAUUCGAAUUCCAAUUUUAAUGCUAACAUUAACAGCAAUAACAUGAACAACAAUAGUAGUAGCGGGCUGUAUGUCUCGCCAUCCCCAACAAAUAAUUUUGGCUCUCAGACUAGUUUAGUAUCCCAUAUGCAACCCAACAACCAGCAAAUGUAUAGCAGCAAUACCAACUUGAACCAAAUAAAUCACGGUAACAUGGGUAAUAUAACUAACAAUCAACAGCAAAUCAAUAACUCGCAAUAUCAGCAAAAUCAACAACAGCAAUCUCCGUAUCAGCAAAAUUACCAAAACAACGGCGCUUCCACAAAUAAUUCGGUCCUUAAUAACCCUACAGGGAACAAUAUGACAAACAUGGGAAAUCCCGGAAUAACUCAAGGGCAGUUUGCGCCAAACGGAAACUUGGUUAAUAAUCAAAACAUGCAGAAUAAAGUACCGGGUCAACUUCAGACUCCUAACUUGAACAGUGAUAGUCGGAGGCCUUCAGCUGGUAACUUGUUCCAGAUGCUUGGUCAGAAAAUAUUACCUGUUGUGGGCGGAGCGAGUAAGACCGUAACAUCACAAUCUAGUCAAGUUGCAAACCAGAACACACUAAACUCAAACCAAGUACAACAAAAUCAACAAAUGAUGAUGGGUAGUAAAAAUCAACAACAGGGCGGCAUGGGUAAUAAUAUCCCACAAAUGGGGUUCGGAAACAAUCAACAACAAGGUCAAUGGUUCAAUAACCAGCAGUCUAAUCAACAGCAGAGUUUCUACCCAAAUCAGCAGAACCAAAUGGGUCCAAAUCAGUUUAACUCGAUAUCCGGACAGCCGCCUAUGGUACCUGCAAGAAGAGGCAUGCCCUACAGAGGCAGAGGCUUCUACCCAAGAAGGGCGGGAUUCCAUCAUGGAUUCAAUAGGAUGAGACACUCAAUGCCCGCAGACCAGAGAUACAUGCGUGGUGGAAUGAACUCCCCUUUCUCCCCCUACGGUCGAGGAUCAUCGAUGCCAGCUUCGCCUAGCGAUAUAAACUCGAACCGGAAAGUAUCGGCGCCUUCUUUUACAAUGCCUAACUACCAGGACCCAUCCCAGUACGGAAUGCAAAACCCUAAUCAGGGCUAUAACAACGGAGGGAUGAACCAGCCUGGCAGUAUGCCAGAUAGUCCCCAAAUGAUGACACAAGGAGGUCAAUCCGGCAUGUACCCUAUGAGUGUUGCGGAAUUCGAAAUGGACGGGAGGCAUCAUAGAACUGGAGGCGGAAGGAGGAGGAUGGGGAAGAGAGGGAUGCUGGACAAGCAUGACUCAUUCAGUUCGGAUAUGUCGGCUGGUGAUUGGAGACCUGGAAUGACUAAGACAACGCCUGUGCAUUAUUACAACAGAGGAAAAAGUAGAUCUAACUCCCUUCACUCUACUGUUCGGGACUCCAGACUGAAGGCAAUGACUGGGCGGGGCCCAGAUGUGAUGGGUUUACUCCAUAGAUCCUUCAGCAGCAGUGGUGAAGAAGAUGAAUUGAGAUCAACCACUGAGAUUUCCAGUCUGGGGGACGAGUUCUUUGACGAUUCAGACUACAGUAUACAUUCAGAUUCAGGCUGGGCGGAAUCCCUCAUGGAUGAUGACGUCAUGUCUCUUCCGGCGGGUGUUUUGGGAGUGACUAACUCAUCCGCCGUUUCGGUGGCCGGGGGAGCCUCGAAUUCACCCUCACUCACAUCCGCCAGGCACUCUGUUCACUGGCUACCCGAUCCAGAAACUAAUAACCUGAUUGGCCGAAUGGUGUUGCCGAGAACACGCACAGGAGAACUGGGCUUGAAAGUCAGAGGAGGUCAAGUGAUUACACCCGGUCAUUUGGGCGCAUUCAUCAUUAGCGUGAAGCCUGGAUCGGCAGCCGACUUGAUAGGCAUGCUAAGACCAGGAGAUGAAGUGCUGGAGUGGAAUGAUCAGCCGCUGCGCAACCUCAGCAGGCUGGAGGUCACUGAAAUCAUUCUGGAGUCUAAGAGAGACACUCACGUACAACUGGUUGUAUGCAGGAGGGAUAUUGAUGUACCAGUGGCUCUACCUUUUGACGACCCGAUUCCGGAAGUAGGCAGGACAGCUGGCAGAAAAUCUCACCUGCCCAGUGCACGACGCCUGCCACUUCAGGAUCAGCUGGCAGCUUCAGUUGGCUCCAAACUGCAGUUGAAAUUGUGGUAUGAUAAACUGGAGCUACAAUUGAUUGUGACCGUAAUAGGGGCGUUUGAGCUGUCGCCCAGGGAAGAUGGGUCACCGAGGAAUGCUUAUGUGAAGAUUCAUCUGCUGCCUGACAGAAGUGAUGAGCUGGUAGGGAGAACGAAGACAGCUCUACACACUUGUAAGCCCAUCUGGAACAUGAGUUUUGCAGUGAAUGUGACAUCGGAACAGAUGCAGCUGGACAAUGAAUUGGAACUGACGAUCUGGGAUCUAUAUAUGAAGUCUCAAAGAAGACAGUUCUUGGGAGAAGUUGUGCUCAAUCUGGAGCGUGCUCUGCUGGACGAUGAGCCCCACACAUAUGAGUUACAGCCUCAUGACGAACAUGGCCCCACACUCCCUCCUCCCAGUCCUCUGCCCUCAGCAUCUAUGAACAAUCCACCCAUGAUCACAAGUAUCGGCUGGGACGAAUAUCUUGAAGAUUCUUAUGGCGAGAUCAACUGGACUGCAGUUGAUAAGCUGCUCAGCAAUUUGCGAAGUAUUCCCUUGCCAGACUUAGGCAAAUUGCAGGGCCUUAUGCAAAGAGUGAUUCUGAAUGGAGGAAACUUGGCCAGCACUUCGAUUGCUGAUUUGAGAGUUCUAUCUGAGAAGUUAGCCAGAGACGGCGUCUCGAAUAUUGGCUUGGUGAACCGAGGAGACGGGGCUGAGGACGAGGAUGAGGAAGAAAUUGAUUCGUCGAAUCGAUUUCUUUCAAGGAAUUUUGAAAGAUUCUUUCCGUUGCGAGAUCUCAAAGGGUCUCGGUUUGUGUCAAGUAUCGCUAAUCUCUAUAGCGGAGAAGGAUUCCGAACUGCUCCUGAUUUUGAAGACCGCGGUACCCCAGUUGGAACUAUGACGGCUCCGAAUACUCCCAAGCACUUACGCAAAAGCUUCGUUGGAGGCCUUUCAAAUAUAUUUCCUAGACGCAACUCAAUAGACAUUCUGGAAUCAACAGCGGGUCCAUUACAUUCGCGACAGAUUAUAUCUCCCGGAGGAUCUCCGCUGGAGGAAAGAGGUCAUGUGUAUCAUCAGAGGAGUCAUUUGUACCCUGGAGAUAGGGAGAGAGUGGAAUCGCCUUUAAGAUACGCUGAAAUUCGAAACGAGCAGAGAGAACUGGACGAUUUCGAUGAUUACGAUGACCGGGACAAAUUGUCACCUGUCGGAUCAUGGAAAUCCCAAACAACUCACAGACCAUACGCGCCUUCAGCUGUGGCUGACAGCCAGUCACAGAAAUCUCGCCGACAAUCGGAGCCUUACAUCAAAGGAGACCACGAAGUUGUCAACGAUUAUCUUUCGUACACGCCGCAUUCACGAGGGGAUACGGCUCAUUUCUCGGGAAGAAGGAGAAAUUUAACGAAUCGCGGUGGUGUGCAGUCUCGUAUCAUGCACAGAAUGAACGUGAACGAACAUGAAUUAGUAGCUAGUGAUAGAGACGAAAGAUUCAGUGAUUUCGAAGAUAGAUUGAGUGAUAGAGAUCGAAUGGGAAGACGGGUUAAUGCAGAUGACUGGGAUACUAUGAGUGACAGAGGGGGUGCUAGUAGACAUCACGGAGGCAGGGCUGCUGGAGGAACAAAUGGAAAAAGAAGAAGAGCAUCUGAAAUGAAUAAACGGAAUCUACAUCAUAAUAGGAACGAGGGAUACUUUUCACCUAUGGGCUCAUCUGACCGGUCUACCCCCACACGUGCUACAAAUAUCAGGGGAGAUCCGGGUGCUUCCUCGUCAACACUGACCCCACCUCUCCGAGCAUCGACAAAUUUGGACCAAAACUACCACAGGAGAUACAGUCGCAAUAACCAAGGCGCAAAUGACGGCGGGAGGGGCGACGUCCGUAGAAGGAAUACAAAUGCAGGAGUUGGAUCUCCCAGGGCCGGAAGCAGGAAUAGAGAUCGAAUUGCGGAAGAAGAUGACGAGUUUCCAAAUAGACCCUACAAGAAAGAUAGCGUAUCAAGUAUCAGGGAACACAAACAGAAGCAAAGUGUACCCGAAAUGAUGACUCCGCCUUACUCUCCGCCUCUGGAACGAGACCGAGACAGAGAUAGAGAUAGGAAUAAACACAAUAGAGAUGGCAAGGAUGGAUCGAAUUAUCACCUGAAGCCACGUAGCAGAUCAGGAACGACGUCGACUACGAGGAGUGAGGAUUAUGAAUACGUAUCAAAAACGAGGCCCAAUGAUUUGAGUGUGUCAGCUGAAACAGAUGGGAUAGGGAGUAAGAAAGUGGCAGAUGCGUACAGUAUCUUCUCGGAAGAGAGCAGCAACCUGUCUAGUCUGAGUGCCCAGAGUGCGCCGGCAGUGGGUGCCAACAAGACCGCUGCCUCCUCCGCCACCGUCUCAGUGUCAGCAGAGCACAGGUUGGAUGUACUCAGCAACAACAGUGCACAGUCUGCUUCAUCCUCUGCUGCUCUUGAGAGUGGGGGUGGUACUGGCGCGGGUGUAAGUGGAGGGCAACAAGGAAGCAAUAGUCUCAAUGAUGACAACAGAUUAAAAGAAGGUGCCUUGGACACAUCUCUAUCCGAACACAGACUGACAGCAUCCUUAAACGAAGAGGGUCGCAGCCUCUCCUUCAACGAGGAAGAUGUUUCAGUCAUAAACGAAGACGGAACAGUGGAGAAGCGCAAAGUCAGCGAAAUGGGACUAGGGGGGCUCCAGGAACAAGGAAGUAUCAGUGAUGGGGGAGGGGAAGGAGGAGGGGCUAACCAGGACGGGGAGUCGCACGGAAGCUUGGAUCCGAACAGUGCGAUUAGCAGAAAGAAGAGAAGGCAGAGUGCGGCUAGUAAGAAGUUCGGAGCACUGGCCAGGUUCUCGAAGAAGAGUAACAGUCUCAACAGUUUAGACCGUAAGCAGAAAUUGGUGGUGCUGAGGACGGAGGAGGUGGGCUUCCACACUGAAGAGAACUUCCUGCAGAGGAUGGACAGUCAGGAGACACACGAUGUUGCAGUGAGACAAUCACUGGCUUCGGACCCGAUGCUCCAAUCGCAGCUUCGUCUUCCACCAGAACACAAACUGACAAACUUCGUGGAAGAGCUGGGUCCGGGCCAGUUAGUUGGCAGACAGGUACUGGGAUCUCCUUGUCUGGGAAGUAUCCAAGUUGGAUUCUCUGUGAAGAAGGGAAUCCUGGAACUGGAGAUCAUCCGAGCGAGAGGGCUGAUGGUGAAGCCAGGUGCACGUGACUACCCGGCGCCCUACGUGAAAGUUUACCUGAUGAAGGGAAAAUCAUGCUUGGCCAAGGCGAAGACCAAAUCUGCUAGGAAGACUCUGGAUCCCCUGUACCAGUCUCAGAUCACAUUCGAAGAGGAUCCUUCUGGAAAACUGAUCCAGAUAUCGGUUUGGGGUGACUACGGACGCAUGGACAGACGCUACUUCAUGGGAGUAGCUCAAGUAGCACUAGAUGAACUAGACUUGAACGGAAUAGUGAUUGGCUGGUACAAACUAUUCACGACAUCCUCAUUAGCCGAGAGCAGAUCGCAACAGCAAAAUAACACAUCAACAGCUGGAACGCCAGUUAGUGCCCCCGGGGAUGUGCUGGCUACACCCAGUGCAGCCACUACUACGUCACCGGUCAGAUAGUAAAAACUGAAAACGUAGAUGGUGACUGAACAGAAACGAAUUGGUGACGCAAUAACAAAUACACGAUUGUAUGUCCAUGUCAGUCAUUUGAUUCUCUCAAUCUGCAUCAUUCUAGGGGCCUCAUCUUGUUAUACAUCAGCUCAUACGAGUUCAGUCCGUAGUUUUAACUGAAAGAAGAUUGCCUUUUCGUAGAUAAAACAAAACAUAGAGACAUCAUUUUGAAGAAUCCUCUUUAGCUCAUCGACUAAUAAACAUCACACGGACGAAAGGCGAACUGGAUAAUUUUCGCAACUGAUUUUUGUUCUUUUCGUAUUUGCAAUUGUAAUUUGAGUUAAUUUCAAUAAUUAUGAAUUUAUCAAAGGAAAUUAAUUUUUACCGCCA
This is a messenger RNA of Symsagittifera roscoffensis, 7713 nucleotides long. Its product is annotated as regulating synaptic membrane exocytosis protein 2-like. Gene Ontology annotation, cellular component: presynaptic membrane; cytoskeleton of presynaptic active zone. NCBI's taxonomy places the organism in Eukaryota, Metazoa, Xenacoelomorpha, Acoela, Convolutidae. The record is from RefSeq and is a predicted model, not a curated record. Gene Ontology annotation, biological process: positive regulation of synaptic transmission; calcium ion-regulated exocytosis of neurotransmitter; intracellular protein transport. Gene Ontology annotation, molecular function: transmembrane transporter binding; small GTPase binding. The coding region runs from base 955 to 7332 and encodes 2125 amino acids. The transcript is spliced from 23 exons.